GCAUUUCAUAGAAGCAUACAUACAGCACACACGGGCAGGGGCUGCCUGCCUGUCAUAUGUAGGUGGGAGGGAGGUGCUGCCUUAGUCUUCCCUUCUCUUGCCCACUCAUCGUGCGUGAUUACUCUCCCAGUGCUGCUCGAGGGACCGCAGAGAGGGGAACAGCCGGCCGCAGCAAAAGAACACGUCAUGACGCCUCACAUUCUUGAGGUGCUGGUUCAGGCCGUUGGUGUCCCGCAUCUGGGCGCCACAGUAGCCGCAGCUGUUCGUGUUGAUCAUGUUGUUGAGCCACGUGGACCGCCGCGUAUUCUGCCCGGCCACCUCGACGUCCAACUCCCGUGGCGUCUGCGCACACCGCCUCAGGCACUGCCGCCACGAGACGGGCGGUGGGGGCACCGGAGCCACGCGACGGGGCGGAGAGGGGUCUCUCAGGGGCACAGGCGGUGCGAGGGGCAACGCCGCGGCCGCCUGCAUGCACUCAUCCACACAAUUAUCGAUGCGUUCAGUUGAUGUGAUGUGAUCUGGUCACUCACCGCAGGUGGCGGUGCUGGUGCGGGUGCGGGUGCAGCAUCAUGGGGAAACAGUUCGCAGCCUCCCGUACACACGCGCCCACGAGCGGGCCACUCAGCAGACACCUGGGAGCAAGGCAAGGCACAUGAGUAGGACUGAGUGGGGCACAGCACAUCAUUCUGAGUGCCGAUUGUAGCAGAAUUCGAAGUUGCAUCUGCAUGUGAUGUGGUAGCAGCCGUGAGUGAGCUGCACCACAGCACGGCAGCGGGGGCACCGCCGCAGCCUGCACACCGACCACACCAACACAACCACUCCGACACACACAUCAAUGACCUAUCCUGUUGUCUUGGUGUUGGUGUUGGUGUUGGUGUGUGCUGAUGGCAAGGCAAGGCAGACCGUACGUACCCCUCCUGUCUGCAUUGACUGCGGAAUCGUCUGUCUCCCGCAGACCGCUCAUCGGCAGGCAGGUCCUGGUACUCCUCACACGUCAGGCCAUCAUGCCACUCCACACGACAGUUGACACAGAAAGGCUGUUUGUUUACGAAAAAGACAGAGAAGGAUCCGACCUGUCUGGGGGCUGCACGCUUUCGUCUGACUGACCUGUUGGCACCACACACACGUGGCCUUGUCCUUCACCAAGCUACCGUCCAUCGGCUGCCAGAGGAGAGAAAGGAGCAACAAAGAUAGCUGCCUGUCUGUCUGUCUGCCCUCCUCCCCCCUGACCUGUGAGCAGUGUGUGUUGGGGCACCACAUAAGGUUAGGUAUGGUCGACUCGAUCACCCUGCGCUCGAAGGCCACCCGCAGCUCGGGCGACAGCAAAUCACCUGCUGUGUCCAGCGUCAGCUCCUCGCACUUGUCAAACGGACACGAAAGAGGAAAGGGCUCGUCGCGAAUGGCUACCGAGAGGUACCUCUCGCCGCAUGGCCGACAGAAUUCGCGGUCGCACAGAAAUCGCAGUGGUAGGCUUGUUGUCUCCUUGCAGGCCUCGCACUCACCGCUCGGGUAGGCUGCAGCAGCUGCUGCUGAUGAAGACGGUGCUGCUGAUGAAGACGGUGCUGAUGCCAAGGGUGCCGGGAACAGAGGGGCACAGCUGCUCUUGGCGAUGCAGCGGCUGAUAUCCCGGUCGCUCGCGCCGCUGGUUUCCAUGUCGCCGAUGCGCCUGGCCAGCUCAUGGUCUAGGUCCACCAUGGCGAGGUGCUUGACGGCCAGCAUCGCCUUCUUGCGGGCCACCUCCCUAUCGAGCCUGCAGGCGUCCUCCUCCUCCAUCACCGCCGCCAUCAGCGACAGGUCCCUCGACAGCUGACACGCACUCAGGUAGUCGUCGGCCGCCAUGAGCUCAUUGAUCUGCUGCUCGACCACCAUCGUGAGGGCGUCGCUGGUCGGCUCGGAAGUGUCGGCACAUGAGCUCUCGAGUCGCGAAUCAUGAACACCAAGCGCCAGCUCCUCAAUCUGAAGAAGAGGAGAAAGCAGCAGCUGACAAUACUACAUAGCUCCUCUGCAUCGUCAUGUCCCCCACCUGCAGCUUCAGUGCAGCUUGGAGGUCUGCCUCGACGUCUGCCUCUUGAUGAGAAGGCUGUGGUUGAGUGCCGGCCGGGCCCUCGUCGCCAUCGGCUGCAAUGGGGCGGCAUUCCAAUCGGUCACUCGUGCUCCCAGGGGACAUCAUCGUCCGCUCCGCUCCGCUCAAAUGACAGCUGAUCCAGCAGAAGGAACCGAAGAUGCACCGCAAAUGGUGUUGCCGCGCCGCUGGGGUGCUUCUGGCCUCCUCCUUUCGCGAACCAAACCGGUAAUUUCCUCAAGGAGCCGCGCAACACAGAUCACGUACUCCUGUCGUACAGGAAUAGACUGGCGGGUGAAGUGAUGCCUUAUUCAAAAAUGGGGCGGCAAACUGAUGUAGCUGUGGCUGGGGUGUUGUUUCCCCUUGCUGAAGAUCUGCG
Molecule: messenger RNA, 2441 nt
Organism: Vitrella brassicaformis
Lineage: Eukaryota; Vitrellaceae
Source: the annotation of a GenBank genome assembly